AUUGGUGAGUUUUCCAUUGCCUAUGAAUGUAUUAUCCAGGACCAAAAAUUAGCUAUUAAGCGAAGCAAACGGCCCGUUUCAGGCAAGUUGGAACGCAAGGCGAUUCAACGGGAAAUUGAUGCUUUAAGGGCGUUGACCAGCGUCUCUGGAGAUGGCGCAUCGGAAGAAGAAGAGGGGAAGGAAUAUUUGGUUUACUUUAUAGAAGCAUGGGAUUUCAAUCAUUAUUACUAUAUAAUGACUGAAUUCUGUGAAGGUGGUACCUUGUUUGAUUUCUUGGAAGAGAACAAGCAUUAUAGAAUUGAUGAGUUCCGAAUUUGGAAAAUAUUAAUUGAAAUUCUCUCAGGGUUACGAUUCAUACAUCUGAAGAAUUAUUUACAUUUAGAUUUGAAACCAGCUAAUAUUUUUAUCACUUUUGAAGGGUCACUAAAAAUCGGAGAUUUCGGAUUGGCUACCAAGUUACCCAUUUUAGAGAAAGAUUUUGAUUUAGAAGGAGAUCGGAAUUACAUCGCCCCUGAAUUGAUCAAUGAUAAAAUUUAUACCCCCUUUGCCGACAUUUUUUGUCUUGGUUUAAUCAUUUUGGAAAUUGCUGCGAAUAUUAUUUUACCUGACAAUGGAACUCCAUGGAGAAAAUUACGAAGUGGGGAUUUAAGUGAUGCAGGACAAUUAUCAAGUGAUAAUAUCUCGAUGUUUUUACAUCACCAUGCUAGUAGCGCCGGUGGUUGUGGUGGUGAAUCAAACCAUUGUUUGCUGAGUUCAACCACAAAUAUCAGCAGUACGCAUUCACUAACUAUUAAUUCAUCAGCUAGUAAUUUAUUUACGAUGCCACCGCAGAAUCCUGUCAAUAAUAGCACUACACAGUUAAAUCCGCCCGCCACUGCAAUCACCAGCGGCACUCCGGCAACUACGGGUAGUUCCAGCGGUAUGCUGAAUAAAGCAUCAGCUCGUGAUUUGAUUCCACCAUGGGCGCCGGAAUUCUUGACUAGUGGUGAUCUGAUGAAUUUGGAUCGGUUAGUAAAUAAGAUGUUACGCCCUAACCCGUUUGAUCGACCACUGGCCCUGGUGAUAUUAGAGAUGGAAGAAUGUGUCAUUAUUGAGAAUAGGCGCAAGGCAGGUGCAACUAUUUUCGAAGGGGAGUUUGGUCCUCCUGAUGAUUAAAGGGGGGGAAGGAGAGAAGGUUUUAUGUAUGAAUGUAUGAGAGUAAAAUGUGUAUAUGAAAUGAAUGAAUGUGCAGAUUGAUUGAUUGAUUGAUUGACUGCUGUAGUUAGUUUCACAAUCGUUCUCCAAAGAUAGCAUCUUGUUACAUCAUGUGAAUUUGUCAAUUAAUAGAAAAAUCUAGUCGCGUUUAGAUUUACAGUUUGAUGGGUUCUUUAAUGUUGAGGCGCUUAAAAUAAAGGAGAUUUUCUCGUGAAACGCGGCUCUAUGCAGAAACAUGCGACCCUGUUGUUUGACGAUGGAUUGCGGUAGAAGAAACUAGAACGAGAAUAGAAUUAAGGUUAGA
Molecule: messenger RNA, 1498 nt
Organism: Spathaspora passalidarum NRRL Y-27907
Lineage: Eukaryota; Fungi; Ascomycota; Pichiomycetes; Serinales; Debaryomycetaceae
Exons: 1
Coding region: 235-1155 (306 amino acids)
Biological process (GO): protein phosphorylation
Molecular function (GO): ATP binding; protein kinase activity
Source: RefSeq, a predicted model, not a curated record